AUGGAAUAUAACCCUGGAAGUUAUAUUAAUCUUGACUUCGAUGAACACAACACACGUCAUUUUAAUAGGCUGUUCAUAUCAUUCAAAGCAUGCAUAGAUGGGUUUAACCACCGGUGCCCGCUAUUGUUUCUCGAUGGUACGUUUCUCAAAGGCAGUUUUAAAGGUAACCUGCUUGCGGCGACCGCAAAAGAUGGCAACCAAGGUUUGUUCCUGGUGGCUUUUGCAAUUAUUGAUUCCAAAAAUGCAGCAAAUUGGGCAUGGUUCUUAAAAAAUUUGGCUAACGUAGUUGUUGGGGACCGGAAUCUGACAUUGUUUCGGAUUGUCAUGUCGAGGAAUUUGAAGGACAAGAUAAAAUAUGUCAACAAAUUAUAUCGUAUUGGACUGGUAAGUAAAUUGCGGGAAUGUGCCUAUACACCUAUUGUAGUUGACUUCAACGAAAAAAUCCAAGCGUUCAUACAGGCCGAAAGGCAUAUUGCUGUCAAUUUCUUACAAGAUCUACAGCCGCAUCACUGGGCCAACACGUAUUUCAGAGGCAACCGUUACGGUGAGAUGUGUUCCAACGCUGUUGAAUCAUUUAACAACUGGAUAAAGGAAGCACGCCAUUUAGCAAUUACCCAAAUGGUUGACGCAAUUAGGACACAGAUUAUGAAUCAGAUGUCCGAUCGGAGGAGAGCGCCAAGUUCCUAG
Messenger RNA from Camellia sinensis, 687 nucleotides. NCBI's taxonomy places the organism in Eukaryota, Viridiplantae, Streptophyta, Magnoliopsida, Ericales, Theaceae. The record is from RefSeq and is a predicted model, not a curated record.